Molecule: messenger RNA, 3597 nt
Organism: Centropristis striata (black sea bass)
Lineage: Eukaryota; Metazoa; Chordata; Actinopteri; Perciformes; Serranidae
Gene: ntsr1
Product: neurotensin receptor 1 (high affinity)
Exons: 4
Coding region: 954-2165 (403 amino acids)
Biological process (GO): neuropeptide signaling pathway
Cellular component (GO): plasma membrane
Molecular function (GO): G protein-coupled neurotensin receptor activity
Source: RefSeq, a predicted model, not a curated record
GUAAUUCCAACUAAGACAUUAUUGACUAUUUCCCAUGAGACUUUUAUAGCUGGACUAACUCAAUUAGCUCAAUUAGUCUAGUACAACCAACAUGAUUUGUUUUUUCCUCUACAAGCUUCAUUAUGUUGAACUCAAUUUUUAUAUCAACGUUUUAGUGUUAAUAAGUGGUCAAAUUACUCUAUUUAAGUUGCUAUAACUCCUUUAUUUUACUUUCUUUCUACUCAACAAAGUUCAUGCAAAUUUUUACCUAAAUUUUAUUGAGUAUAAGUAACUUAUUUCACUUCAGUCAGACAGACAUAUUGUAAUACAAUAUUAAGUUUCAUUCAGACAUCUUUCUUCAUUUUUAAUUUUGAUCAACUUCUUUGAAAGUCAACUUAAUAAAACAAUGGACAUGUAACAAAUUGUAUUUUUUAUGCUGGAAAAGCGUCAUACUCACUAACCGCCUGAAUCUUUUCUUACAGUGUAGUUGACUCGGAUGAAUGAAUGAGGUUGACAAAUAAAAUAACUUAAAGAUCUGACUUAUGACAGGAGCUUUAACCCAACAGGUUAACUCAUCUACUGUCAGGUUCAGUGAGCAGAAGAGAGUUGAGGUAUUUGGAGCCUCCACCUCUCCAGUCUCUCAUAUACAAAAACAAGUUUCUCAUAAAGUGUGCCUGGAAUUAAAUGCCCAUGCUUUUCCAUCUGUUUGUCCUUCGUGUUAUUUUUGGUUUCCAAGGUGAAACAUGAAUGGACAGAAAGGCAGGAGGUCCUCUCAUUGAAUGACUGUGCGUCAUCGCAGCGCAUCCAGUAAUAAUCACGCCUCCUGUCGUGGCGAAUAUAAAAGCUGCUCUCCUCCGACUCCCAGGGACUGGAGCUGUUUUACUCCGGCUGAUGACUAAGUGAAAGUCAACAAAUGUCCACUCAGUUUAAACAGUCAUACUUUAUGUGUCCAUGCUUACACACAUAGAGGCAGAAUGGAUUUAAACCUGACGCUACCAGGGCGCGACCUGGGCGCGCUGGCGCAGAUACUUUUUGGGAAUAACUCACUGUUUCCAUUAGAAAACAACACCGCCGCUUCAAAGACGGAGGAGGAGGAGGAGGAGGACUUGGAGGUGAACACGGACGUUUACUCCAGGGUGAUCGUCACUGUCAUCUACGCGGCUCUGUUCGCUGUGGGCUCUCUGGGCAACUCCAUCACCCUGUACACCCUGCUGACCAAGAAGACCCUGCAGAACCUGCAGAGCACCGUGCAUUACCACCUGGCCAGCCUCGCCGUCUCCGACCUGUUCAUCCUGGUGCUCUCCAUGCCCAUCGAGCUCUACAACUUCAUCUGGUUCCACCACCCGUGGGUGUUCGGGGACGCGGUGUGCAGGGGUUACUACUUCCUCCGGGACAGCUGCUCGUACGCCACCGCGCUCAACAUCGCCAGCCUGAGCGUGGAGCGCUACAUGGCCAUCUGCCACCCGUUCAAAGCCAAGAGCAUCAUGUCCCGCAGCCGCACCAAGAAGCUCAUCAGCGCCAUGUGGAUCGCGUCCUUUGCGCUCGCGACGCCGAUGCUCUUCGUCAUGGGCCAGGAGGUGCGUAACGGAGAGAAGAUCUGCACCUCUAUCGUGUCUCCUGUCACCAUUAAGACCGUGCUGCAGGUAAACGCCUUUCUGUCCUUUGUGGUUCCCAUGGUGGCCAUAUCUGCACUGAACGGGGUCAUUGCCAAUCAGCUGCUGAGAAUGUUCCGUGAGGCGGAGCAGGAAAACCGUGUCUGCAUCAUCGGGGGAAAUCCCACCAUGCUGAACGUCACCGUGGAGCCUAACCGCGCUCAGUCGCUUCGCCAUGGAGUUAUUGUUCUCCGAGCGGUGGUCAUAGCCUUCGUGGUCUGCUGGCUGCCCUAUCACGCUCGCCGCCUCAUGUUUUGCUACAUCACUGACUGGUCCGAUGGCUUGUAUGACUUCUACCACUAUUUCUACAUGCUGACCAACGUCCUGUUUUACGUCAGCUCAGCCAUCAAUCCCAUCCUCUACAACCUGGUGUCUGCCACCUACCGCCAGAUCUUCUUCUCCACACUGCGCUACUUCUGCAUGCCGUGCCGCCAAACACCCAGGAGACACCCCCACGCCUUAACCCGCCACUCCAUCAGCAUCUCCAGCAACCACACUCUCUCCACCAACAUCAUCAAAGAGACGGCGUACUGACUGGGACUACACGUUCUCAUCCUACAAACCCAUCCACUGCCACCUUGUGAUUACUGCUCCAACUCCAUCAAGGGAAUUAUGGAACUGGGUUAGAGACUGUUGGCACUAGAUGAUCCAGUAUUUGGUUCGCCAUCAUUGUCAUGGGGGGGUCAAGUCCCCAUUCUGAGACCACUGUGAUUUCAUUUCAGACGCACAUUUUAAUACAUGGUAUUGUGUGUUGUGUCUUUAUUCCUUUAGCAAGAGAUUGUAAAAUUUAAAAAAAAUGACAAUGGAAGAAUUAAACGAGGAAAGAAGGAUGGCCAUAGGACACAGAGUGAAGGGGCAUAUUUUAAAAAGGAAACUGAUAUGUAAAUGUUUUAUACGUGUUUUUAUCGGACCAUUCAUUCACACUUGCUCAGUGCUGUAUAGUGUACAUGACUACUGUUUCAUUGUUUUUAAGAAUCAACCUUUAAACCUCUUGAAAGUUCUUUCUCUAUAAAAAUGGCCUCUCGCAGUACUUCACCUGAUGAAACCCUCCUUUGUGCCAUUUUGGGUGAACUUGGCUUUGAUGUUGAUGUUGAUGGGGAAAGAAGGCAAAUCAUUGGUAUAUUCUCUGUCUUAGAUCCAAGUUGCAUUGACAGCUGCAAAGGAAGAAACUCUUGCAUCAUUACCACUUCCUUCUCAAAGGCAAUUUUUUUUUUUGAACGGAGUAGAGUUACAUCAAUCUGACUUUUUAAAUCUAUUUUAAUUUUAAGCUGUAUGCCUCACUGUGUGGAAGUGACAGGCAACAUCAGGCUUGACUGCUUUCCCCCCCCAAAUUUUUUUACAUAUUAAAAUAACAUAUGGUAAUAAUGAUGUAAGAUAUAAUUUCUUUAUUAUUACAAUAACACAGGUGCUUCUCAAUGAAUUAGAAUAUCAUAGAAAAGUUUAUUUAUGUCAGUAAUUAAAUUCAAAAAGUGGAAAUAACACAUUAUAUAAAUUAAAGAAUUAAACAUUUCAUGUCCUAACUUCUAAUUAUAAUGAGUAUGGCUUACAUUUAAUGAAGACCUUAAAUUAAAUGUCUGAAAUAUGUUUUGAUAUUACAAAAGACAAAAUUUUAAAAGAAUGUUUAUGUUUGGAAAGUAUGUCAUCUAUAUGACUCAAUACUUGGUUGGAGCUGUUUGACUUCAACUACUGGAAAUGGACUUUUACAUCAUAUUCUAAUUUAUUGAGAUGCACCUGUCAAUCAUAAUAAUAAAGAAUCACAUUUAUCAGAUAGACCCCACUGUCAAUGAUACCUCAUCCAGCUGUUUGAGCCACAUCAGCACGAUAUCCUUUGUCGUUGGGCUGGGCGAUAUUCCUAAAUAUCCUAUGUCGGUAUAGGUCACUGUAUCACAGCAUUUCUUUUCUGGUAAAUCAAUAAAAAAAAAACAGUCUAUGUGAAAUAACCCCAUAUGGAAAAGCCCAUUUUAUA